Phytophthora nicotianae INRA-310 is the source of this 588-nucleotide messenger RNA. RefSeq lists its product as hypothetical. The coding region runs from base 1 to 588 and encodes 195 amino acids. The transcript is spliced from 2 exons. The record is from RefSeq and is a predicted model, not a curated record. Lineage: Eukaryota; Oomycota; Peronosporomycetes; Peronosporales; Peronosporaceae.
AUGCGAGCAACAAGCAGAACCCGUGUGUGCGGCGUCAACAGCCAGGCCGGUUAUCUCUUUGAGCGCGAGCGUAGAACGCGUUGCGUCAACGCAGCUUUGGACGAGCCCGGGCACAAAGGCAUCCGUGGCGGCGACAUGAACGCAGUGGCGGUAAUGGACGGUAUUAAACGGAUGCGGGUCUCGUCACCAACCGACUCACCCAAGAACGACGUGGACUCAGACAUGACGGACGAGGAAGCUGCUACCCCAAGAACCAUCGUUCCAGCAUCUCCCGAAGCAGGCAAGAAAAGACCGCUAGUGCUCGCUACACCAGCAGCACAGGCAGAAUUCCCAUGGAAGACAAUGCGGCACGAUGCCUACAUGGCUUCUGAGCGGCCUAUUGAGAUCCCUAGCGACGCUUCUUGUCGCGCAAUGGUAGUCUUUAACCCGUACCAGUCGAUGCCAUUGUCAACAAAUCCACGGGUCGAACUCGUCGAGGACGACAAACACACAGAAACCGACACGUCGGAGAGCAAGGACGAGCACUUUGUGCGGUUCGAAGAGCUUCCAGAAGAUAACGACGAGCCUGUGGAAAUGGAUGUUGACUGA